AUGGGUACUGAAUUGGAAACAAUUGAGGCAAGGAUAACAUCUAUGCUUGCCCAGCUCCAAUCUGAGUGUGGCAUCCUACAAAGAAUGGUAUACAAGAAUAAGAAUCAGCACCGGCGCUGUUCCUAUUUUCAGCGUCUGUUGAAGGUGAGGAGGGAUUUAAGGCUUUUGCAAUUGGCAAACUUGGAGGAGCUUGUAACAUCAUGUUUCCUUGUUAUCAAAGGAGAUAGACCAAAACAGAAGGUUCAUCUUUUAGAGAGCUUAAAAAGGAGAAAAUGUGAUAAUGAAAAGCAUAAUUUUAUGGAGCAUCUUCUAGGAGCUGCACGCUUACUAGCAGAGAUGGUUGAACCAAUACUGAAGGCUGCAUCUGAGGUGUCUCUAUUGUUUGCACGAUCAUUUUUUAUGGGAUUUUCUCUGACAAUUAUGGCUUUGCUUGCACGUCUUCGAGUUCUGGUUCAACAAAUAUUGCUUGAUGUUGUUUUUCUGUUCAACAUGGUUUCUUCGCUCUCUAAAACGAAGCAAUCGAUAAAAAUAACUCAUAAAGGAAUUGAGGUUUUUAGAGAUUUUUACCCUGUUAGUGAUGAUUUUGUUACAUUAGAGUGUGUUUGGAAAUCGGACAAGUUUAUAUUACUAGAGAGGAAGUAUGAAAAGGAGAAUGAAAGUCAAGUUGAGGACUCUGGUGGAAGUGUCUCUGUCCAAACAUCAAAUGUUCAUUAUAAUAGUAUUGAAUCUUUUCUCGGGGACGAUCAGCUUGUCCCAGAGAGAACAGAAACAGUUGCUGCUGCCAGAGAAGAUCCUUGUAAUGGUGAUGAUAUGAAUACUGAUUUGUUGACUGGCACAUCACAAAUUGAUGAUAAGGAGACCAAAUGUAAUGAGGAAGGAAAAAAUCUUGGCGCAACAGAAGCCCACAUCAACGAAUUUUCAACAGAGGUUGGCUUGCAAACAUUAUCCGGGUCUUCUACCAAUGGUAAACUUCAUUCUUGUUCAAAGAAGGUGGCAUUUGUCUCGAUCAAGAAUCCUACAUAAGCUAGACAAAGUGGGCAAAGUAAUUAUGUGUUAACUACUAAUGUUAAGACAUUCAACUUCAUGGGAAAUGAAAAUGAUCAAAGAAAGGCUAACGUAGGGGAUUCAGUUACUAGUUUAUUUACGGAUGUAAAUGCAAAGGAUAGUUUUGAACAUGAAUAGAUACUGUGGUUAAACUUUAGGUGGUGACUUUAUCCUUAAAUCCUGAUUUAGUAGUGGUAAUACGUGUCUUCAGCACUCUUAUUUAGACUUUAU
Abrus precatorius (Indian licorice) is the source of this 1275-nucleotide messenger RNA. RefSeq lists its product as uncharacterized. The transcript is spliced from 8 exons. The coding region runs from base 1 to 1023 and encodes 340 amino acids. NCBI's taxonomy places the organism in Eukaryota, Viridiplantae, Streptophyta, Magnoliopsida, Fabales, Fabaceae. The record is from RefSeq and is a predicted model, not a curated record.